Messenger RNA from Vicia faba (fava bean), 642 nucleotides. The record is from the annotation of a GenBank genome assembly. Lineage: Eukaryota; Viridiplantae; Streptophyta; Magnoliopsida; Fabales; Fabaceae.
AUGGUGAAACUCAACCCCUACAUUUCCACAACCCAAUCCCUUCCUUCAAUCUCCAAAACCACCAUCGAAUCUCGUUUCCUCAAUCCCAAAUCGUUCCCCAUUUUGCAAUCCCAUCCAACUCCAAAACACAAACAGUUCGUCUGCGCUAGGAGACGAAGUUGGUCCCAAUCAUCAAAUCGAAAGAUACUUCAACUAGCUUCCACGCUCGCAUUCAAUCUCAAGAUCCUACCGGAACCAUUGAACUCGAUCGUCGGCGAAAUCUCACGAAGCGGUUCGAAUGAACAUCGGAUUAUGAACCGUCUCGUCGGUGGUUGGAGAGCGAAAUCGAGGAGGAAGAGGUUUUUGUUACCCGUUUUUGUGUUGUUAUGUGCUGCAGGUUUUUGGUCGUUUAGGGUUUCAGAAUUGGACAUGUUUAUGAGGUCAUUGUUCUUUUGUAUUGUUGGGAUUUCUUCAAUUUUGUUGUUAAAAAAUAAAGCCAUAAAGGAGUGGUUUUUAGGGUUUUCUUUUGGGGUUGUUUUGAUGAUGAGUUUCAGAUUGGGAAAAGAGGAUAUGAAAUUUUGGGUUCAGAAGCUAAGAACUUGUUCUCCUGUUGCACAAAUUGCAAUGAGGAAUAGAAAUAGAAAAUGGAGAUUAUCAAAAUGA